Molecule: messenger RNA, 803 nt
Organism: Mollisia scopiformis
Lineage: Eukaryota; Fungi; Ascomycota; Leotiomycetes; Helotiales; Mollisiaceae
Product: lipoyltransferase
Exons: 2
Coding region: 12-713 (233 amino acids)
Biological process (GO): protein lipoylation
Cellular component (GO): mitochondrion
Molecular function (GO): lipoyl(octanoyl) transferase activity
Source: RefSeq, a predicted model, not a curated record
CUCCAACCUCAAUGUCCACACCCACCCUCCUCCGCCACAUCCACCUCCCAAACAUAACCCCCUUCCCACAAGCCCAACACCUCCAAUCGGCCCUCGUCUCGCAAUUCCUCGCCCACAAAGCUGCCCCCUCCUCCUCUCCACCACCACAACCCACAAUCCUCACCUUCGUCCCAACACCCGUCUACACCACCGGCCGCCGCGAACACGCCUCCCUCACGCCCUCCCAACUCUCCAUCCUCAAACAACCCCUCGUCCCGCUCCGCCCCUCGUUCCAAAACCCAAAUCUAGACCCCGAAUGGGCCACCAUCGAGCAAACGCUGCGAGGCGGCCAAACGACCUUCCACGGCCCCGGCCAAUUGGUCAUCUACCCCAUCCUCGAUCUGCGGGCUCGGUUCCCGCCGCGGUGGGAGAAAGGGAUUAGUGUGCGCUGCUACGUGCAUUUGCUGGAACAAACAACGAUCAACACAUUGUCGGCUUGGGGCCUAAGAGGGGUCCGUACCGAGAAUCCUGGGGUUUGGGAGAAGGAAGGGGAGAGGAAGAUAGCGGCGCUCGGUGUGCAUUUGAGAAGGAGUGUGAGUAGUUAUGGGGUGGGGUUGAAUGUGAAUACGGACUUGCGGUGGUUCGAGCGGAUCGUGGCGUGUGGGUUGGUUGGGAAGGGGGUUACGAGAUCACUAGAAGUAGCUAAAGAAGCAGUGAGAAUUGUAGGAACAUGACUACCUGUCCCUUGUAAAUGUACAUGGUUAUAUAGAUUUAAACUAGGCCUACAACAUCGAAAGCCUUCAAAAAUUGAGAGAGGGAUUGGC